AGUAGCCUUCUCUACGUUGCCUCCGCCACUGACGCGGUGGCCCCCCGUUUCUUUGCGAGGUGUGCCGCCCCUCAGCUUCCCACUUUCACUGCUACAUGCGCUUCUGCUGCAGUGUUGGUUUCUGGGGACACUACUGCCGUUUCUGCCGCAGACUGGCAGAAACGAGGCAAGAGUGGCAAGAAGGGCGGGAAGGAGGGAGGUGGAGGUGGUGGAGGCGGCGUUGGAGGUGGCGGUGGAGGUGGGAGCGGCAGUGGUGGAGGCGGUGGCGGCGGCGGUGGCGGAGGUGCACCAGGCAGAGGGGACCUUGGAGGAGGUGCAGGACAGACAUGCCCGCCCAUUGGCGGUGGCCCGACCGGUGGGGGUGUUGGACCCCAGCAGCGGCAGUCGCAGCAGCACCAGCCACAGCAGGGACAGCAGCAGCAGCAUAGACCGCAGCAGCAACAGGCACCACAGCAGUUCCAGCAGUGGGGGCCCACCACUGAAGUGGGGUCCGCAGCAGCACUGGGGUCCCCCGCCGUAGUGGGGUCCAGGAGGACCAGGGAGCACCGUCCGCAUCGGCAGCGCUUCUAG
Molecule: messenger RNA, 570 nt
Organism: Closterium sp. NIES-65
Lineage: Eukaryota; Viridiplantae; Streptophyta; Zygnematophyceae; Desmidiales; Closteriaceae
Source: the annotation of a GenBank genome assembly